AUGAGGCAGCUGCGCGCCGAUAUAAGCAGAAAGGACCUUAAAAAACGUCACUUUUUAGACAAUCAAAAGCGAAUGCAAACUGAAACUCCAGUUAAAAUUUACGUGAACAAUCUCCCUCUUGAUAUGGAUGAAAAAGCUAUUACGAAGUAUUUCUCGCAAUAUGGAACCAUUAUUAACACUUUUUUGAUGGUGGAUGAAGCACAAACGUUCAAAGGCAUGGCUUUCAUCACAUUUCAGAAGAGAUCCGAUGCAAAAUAUUGUAUUAAAGAUCUAAACAAUGCCAAUUUCGAAGGAAAACAUCUUGUUGUUAGAGAAGCUAAAAAUCAAACAAAUACAGUUAAAGAUCCAAACAGGAAAAAGGAGAAAUCGGCACCAUUUCAGAUUUGCCCUAAUAUUAUGCAAACUCCUGAAAUUGUUCAAUAUACUGCGAUGCUCAAUCAACUUAAGGAAACAAUUCUUAAAGCUACAGAAAAUGCAACAAAUCAAUAA
Molecule: messenger RNA, 489 nt
Organism: Trichomonas vaginalis G3
Lineage: Eukaryota; Parabasalia; Trichomonadida; Trichomonadidae
Product: RNA binding
Exons: 1
Coding region: 1-489 (162 amino acids)
Biological process (GO): positive regulation of mRNA splicing, via spliceosome
Cellular component (GO): spliceosomal complex
Molecular function (GO): RNA binding
Source: RefSeq, a predicted model, not a curated record